GAACAGCGCGAGCGAGCGAGCGAGCGAGCAAGGAAGGAAGUACGUACCUGCCUGGAGCCUGGAGCCUGGACGCAACAGGGGAGCCGAAGGUCCGUCUCGCCCUCCCUCCCUCCCUCCCUCCCUGGCUCGGCCUGCCCACUGGACCAAAGGCUCGCAUGUCCUAAAUAUCGAAAUAGAUGAGGAGCAGAGAAAAUAGACAGGCGCAGGUGAGGGUCGGUACGUACUGUGGAAUCAGAGGAACACGCUCGGACGAGGCAGAGGAAAAGCCACAGACAGCAGAAGAGCCGAGCAAGGGUCUUGCGAGCGAGCAGAGCAGAGCAAAGAGCUUGUGAUCGUUCACUGAGAUCCACCCCGAGGAGGAGCCGAUUCAGUGAGCGAGGGAGGUGAUCAUCGGAUUCCCGUUUGGGAGUAUUGGCUUUGGAAUUUCCGGGAGCAGAGAUGGCGAUGGCAUGGAGCAGGAGAGCGGCGCCACUGCUAGUACGCGCUGCGCGAAACUAUCACCACGGCGCUCUGCGGGUUCUCGUGGGUUCUUCCCCGAUCAAUCCCGCGCAAUUGAACCACUUCCCAUCGGAUGCAGCUUUUAGACCCGCUUCAAAUAACCUGGUGUCUACGAACAUGUGGUCUGGAGUGAGGCGCAUGAGCUCGGAUAUUAGUGUAGUGCCGAAGCUUUCGGAUCCUGCUUCAGAUGAGGCUCUCAAUGCACUCUUAGCAACGACUUGGGCAAAAAUUCACAAAGAGAUCAAGGAUGGAGUCGAAGGUGCGCUAGCCAAAAGCGGAGAUGGAACGCUAUCGACGGUGUGGUCUUCAGCUCAAGCAGUGGAGAAGUUUGCUGACACUCUGCUCUACCUGAGGAUGGAACUUGAUGAGCUCAACGGAUCCAGUGGCGAGACUGUGAGAAGAAUGCCAGACGGAUUGCUGAAGGCACUGGAUUCUGCAUUCAACAAGUACCAAGCAUAUUUGGCAUCUUUCAGCGAGGAUGAAGACUUCUUGAAAAAGAAGGUGCAAAAUGAGCUGGGAGGUAUUCUAUUGCAGAUCAAGCAGCGUUGCAGUGGCCUGGGUCCUGAAUGGGGGAAGAUCGCUCUUCUGGGGACAUCGGGGCUCUCAGGUUCGUACAUUGAGAGGCGUGCCUAACUUCCUUGGGAUCGAAUAUCUCAUGCGCAACAUGGGCCGGUAUGGUUGCCACUGUCAACACUAGGCACCAAAGGCGUAGCUCUGAAUAAAGAGGCUUAGUAUGUACAGAAAGAGUAAGUUCCCAAGUGUAGAGAGUUUCACUGUGUUUGUGAAUUAUAUAUCACCCAGGCGAUGUUUUCAGAGGUAUAUUGGAGAUUUCCUCAUCGGAUUUCACUGCAGAAAACCAAACUGAGUCGACUAAGCUAUGGAGAGCCAACCUCGAACAGUUGUACUCUGUUGGCUUUAUUCACCCCCAAAAAGGGUCUGAAUUGGAAAUGUCGAUUUCGAAGGCUGUCUUUCAGUGAACCAGAUUUCCGGGUGCAGUCAUUUAUUGGGGCCUUGAGUCCGAACAUAUGAUUAGCUCCAUCAAAAUCCUUUGGCGCCCGCCGCCCUCACGUACAUGACAGUUUGGAUAUGUAUGUACGGAAGACUGCUGGAGAGAGUAGAGGGUCUUGCAACUGCUUUUGUGAACUUGUUGAGAGGCUCAUGUAUUUGUGAACGCAUCGUGAGUUGAAAUUCUAAUACGGUUUCACCUUGGUACACACCUGACGCCCUAGAACCUGGAGACGUGAAAUGAGAUCAGCUUCAGC
Marchantia polymorpha subsp. ruderalis is the source of this 1760-nucleotide messenger RNA. The record is from the annotation of a GenBank genome assembly. Lineage: Eukaryota; Viridiplantae; Streptophyta; Marchantiopsida; Marchantiales; Marchantiaceae.